Messenger RNA from Diospyros lotus (date-plum), 1067 nucleotides. Its product is annotated as peroxisomal membrane protein 11A. Gene Ontology annotation, cellular component: peroxisomal membrane. The coding region runs from base 140 to 922 and encodes 260 amino acids. The transcript has 2 exons. NCBI's taxonomy places the organism in Eukaryota, Viridiplantae, Streptophyta, Magnoliopsida, Ericales, Ebenaceae. Gene Ontology annotation, biological process: regulation of peroxisome size; peroxisome fission. The record is from RefSeq and is a predicted model, not a curated record.
GUUCUACGAAACAAUACGACUCCGUUGAGCAACGCCCCGCCCGCCUUUCACCUGCUACAAAUUUGCUUCACCGAAUAAUUUCGGGCACCGUGAUUUGUCUCUCCAUUCCUCUCCCUCUCCCUCUCUCCACAGAAACUCCAUGGAACCCAAUGCUUCAAGCCUCCUCCCUUCCCCGUCGUGUAAUCCCACCCAAAACCCUAAUCCAGUUGCCAAAGAGAGAGACUUCUUGAACCACCUCGAAGCCUACUUAGCAAAGCGAGACGGCGUUGACAAGCUUCUCAAGAUCUCAAGGUACGCCACCAAGAUCAUCCUCGCUUCAUCCCUCCUGCCCGAAGCCCUACCCCUCUCUCGCCGGUUCAAGGCCUUCGAAUCGAGCGUCGGCGUCAGUCGCAAAGCCUUCAGGCUCGGUAAGUUCGUCCAGGACUUGAACGCUCUACGGUGCUCAUCUUUCGACUCGACACAUGAAUUGGUACUCUCGAUGAUUGCCUACGGAGGCGAGGGUUUGUAUUACUUUAUCGAACAAUUCGUGUGGUUGGCGAAAUCGGGGUUGAUUGACAGCAAACACGCGCGCAAUUUGCAGAAGAUCGGUGCCUGGGCUGAGUUCAUCGGGUAUGUGGGGAGUAUUAGUUUGAAAAUUAGGGAUUUGAAGAGGAUUGCUGCUGACGAAGAGCGAUUGAGGUCGAUCAUUGAAAUUGCGGCCACGAGAGGGGAUAAAUUUGGAGAGGAAGAGAUGAAGAUGCGGAAAUUGAGGGAGAAGAAGUUGAUGAAGAGACUGUCGGUUGUGCAAGAUCUGGCCGAUGGAGUGAUGGUCUUCGCUGAUAUUCGGGAUGGAGAAGGGCGGCUUUCAGGGCCUCUUUUGAUAUCAUCAGCAGGACUUCUAUCGGCAUUAAUUAGUGCUCACAAGAAUUGGUUGUCUUGCUGAUUUCGGUUACCACUCACUCCGAGAUGGAAAGUGCAAUGAUCUAUCUGAGGAAUCUGGAAGACCCGGGGCUAUCAUAUCUAACCAUAUAUCUUAUUUGGACAUAUUAUAUCACAUGUCUUCCUCCUUUCCAAGCUUUGUGGCUAAG